Messenger RNA from Gilbertella persicaria, 912 nucleotides. Its product is annotated as Rhodanese-like domain-containing protein. Bases 476 to 877 code for a protein of 133 amino acids. Gene Ontology annotation, molecular function: thiosulfate-cyanide sulfurtransferase activity. The record is from RefSeq and is a predicted model, not a curated record. The transcript has 3 exons. Lineage: Eukaryota; Fungi; Mucoromycota; Mucoromycetes; Mucorales; Choanephoraceae.
CAGCAUAUGGAUUUAUUGUUUUCCUUUACUAGUGCAAUACAGUAAAGCAGUUAUAUAUGUGAGCCGAAAUAAAAUUAGCCCAGUUUUUUAUCAUUCGAACUCAACAACAAAGGUACCAUGAUCCAAGAGCCCUUUAAUAUACCAAGAUGAUACUUAAACGCGUUCAAUUCUUUGUGGAUGAUUUGUUGAGAUACUUAUUUUGAUAUAUUGUAGUUUAGUACUUGGUGGUACCGCCUUUGACAUCAAUUAUAGCUUGAUAUUGGUUGGUCAAGCGUGUAGUAGUAUGAAUGUAAUAGGAAAAUAGUAGGGAAGGUAUUCAACUACUUCCUCAUAUCCUUGUAGGUAUUUACAUAAACUGGCUAAUAUCUGUUACCCUUCUAUUUUCUGAAUUUUCCUAUAAUCUAAUGUAAGCGACAAUAUAAAUAUUAUUCACAUAUCUCAGACUCUGCUUGAUUUCAAGUACUUAUUUUUUUCCAUGCGAAUUUUUUUUGACACCUUGUCGCAUCUUUUUAUGAGCUCUGAAAUAAAGUCUUAUUCAGUGCGAGAACUUGCUUCAUGGUUUGAUAAUAGGCCAUCAUUGGCAUCGCUUGUCGAUGUCCGAGAAAUCAGUGAAUUGAAAGAACAAGGCGUUAUACCUGGUUAUGAUAAUAAUAUACCUUAUUUUUUGACAAAUACAGAUCCUGAGCAAUUUGAAAGAAGGUUUUUAGCUCUUGAUAAGCAUGCUCAGCUUGUCAUUUCUUGUCGAUCUGGCAGAAGGAGUAUGUUUGCUGCCGAAUAUGUAACUAAAAAAUUGGGAUUUACAAACGUCUAUAAUGUUCAUGGCGGUAUAUUAGCUUGGAUAGAGAAUGGUUAUCCAAUUGAAAAGCCUUAUUUAUAAUAAUAAAAAAGUUUGUCCCUUUCUGAUCGACGUGC